Molecule: messenger RNA, 658 nt
Organism: Panthera uncia (snow leopard)
Lineage: Eukaryota; Metazoa; Chordata; Mammalia; Carnivora; Felidae
Gene: PPP1R27
Product: protein phosphatase 1 regulatory subunit 27
Exons: 3
Coding region: 1-465 (154 amino acids)
Molecular function (GO): phosphatase binding
Source: RefSeq, a predicted model, not a curated record
AUGCCCAGCAGGACCAGCCGCUACGCCCGAUACAGCCCACGACAUCGGCGCCGGCGGAUGCUGGCCGAUCGCAGCGUGCGUUUCCCUAACGAUGUCCUGUUCUUAGACCACAUCCGCCAGGGUGACCUGGAGCAGGUAGGGCGCUUUAUCCGGGCUCGGAAAGUCACCCUGGACACCAUCCACCCCUCAGGCCUGGCCGCCCUGCACGAAGCCGUGCUCUCUGGAAACCUGGAGUGCGUGAAGCUGCUGGUCAAGUACGGAGCUGACAUUCACCAGCGAGACGAGACUGGGUGGACGCCCCUGCACAUCGCCUGCAGCGACGGGUACCCUGACAUAGCCAGGUACCUCAUCUCCCUGGGGGCAGACAGAGACGCAGCCAACGACGAUGGAGACCUGCCUUCAGACCUCAUCGACCCAGACUUCAAGGACCUGGUGGAGCUCUUCCAAGGGACUCGGAUGGACUGAGCCCAGCCCUGCCCUCCCGGGGCUCUGGCCCUCCGGAGAGAAGUUGGGUGCCCACCUCCCCCACGUACGAGGACUUGCCCCACCGGUAGGGGCGGCAGCUGGCCAGGAGCCCGUACCUGGGCACAACCCCCACCCCCCACGCUUCUGGCCUGGCUUUUUCUCCAGGUGAAUUUUUUUUUAUCGUGACACUUUU